This is a messenger RNA of Tigriopus californicus, 784 nucleotides long. RefSeq lists its product as uncharacterized. NCBI's taxonomy places the organism in Eukaryota, Metazoa, Arthropoda, Copepoda, Harpacticoida, Harpacticidae. The transcript has 3 exons. Bases 134 to 721 code for a protein of 195 amino acids. The record is from RefSeq and is a predicted model, not a curated record.
GAAAAAACUCCUUGAUAACAAGCCUUAUGGCUUAAGGAGUUCUCGGGUCUCCCCCAUAAUUCAUUUUUUUUAAUCUUUAUACUCAACGAACCCGAAUGCAUACACUCAUACGUCUCCACUCUUAGGAUGCGAUAUGAACCGCAGAGUACAAUUCGGUUCAAAAAUGUUUUGUCCAACAAGAGGCAGGAAGAAUUUCACGGAAGGCAGAGAUAAGUGCUCAAGAGCUGGCUAUACCUUAGCCUCGAUAUCAACAUUCGUUGAUUAUGUCGACACAAUGCGGGCUAUAGAUCAGAUAUUUCUCAACUGGGCAUCGUGGACAUAUCUAAGCCUGCAAAAUCCGAACAAGAAAGAAUGUCACUCAGAUCAAACAAAUGAUUGCAAUGGCUAUUUGCAAGACGCUUACGGAAAUGUUUUGCAAGACCUAAAGCAUGUGGCCGACUUGAAAAUCAAAGAUAUUCGUCAAAGAACAUGCAUUCGAUAUGAUAUUAAGGAAAAUGAAUUCGAACCUAUUUUGUGCUCUAACAAUAACCACAUCCUUUGUCAAAGAAUUAAGGGACCACCUGAUUGUGGACAAAAUCAAGCAUACUACAAAUUUGACGUAAAGUCAUCUUUUUGGGAGGCAAAACGAAACUGUGAAGAAGUUGGUCUACGUUUAAUUACUCCGAAUUCAAAGCACGAUUUGGAAGUAAUACAGAGUACCAUUGGUGGUGAGUUCGAAUAGGGUUUUAUGAUUUUUGAAAACUCUAAUUGCCAUCAGGUGCUUUAACUUCAUGUUAGAUGUUGA